Messenger RNA from Carassius gibelio (silver crucian carp), 3297 nucleotides. RefSeq names its product trafficking kinesin-binding protein 1-like. Gene Ontology annotation, cellular component: dendrite. The record is from RefSeq and is a predicted model, not a curated record. Gene Ontology annotation, molecular function: GABA receptor binding. Gene Ontology annotation, biological process: anterograde axonal transport of mitochondrion; neurogenesis; endosome to lysosome transport. The transcript has 12 exons. NCBI's taxonomy places the organism in Eukaryota, Metazoa, Chordata, Actinopteri, Cypriniformes, Cyprinidae. The coding region runs from base 122 to 1879 and encodes 585 amino acids.
AGAGACAGUCUAUCUGAUGUUUGAGAUAGAGUUAAUCGUCCUGCCCAACAUCACGGUCUCACAGAUGGCUGUGGACGUGAGGUGGCUGAGACAGCCUGGGCUUAACUAGCCCAGUGUCAGCAUGGCAUUGACUCUGGAUCACUCGAAUGAGGAGUACUUUGAGUUUGACUCCUCUUCAGAGGUCCUGGAAAUAUCUACCUCGUCUUACAUUAGCUCAAACAGUGCUGAUGAUGAGGAGGAUGUGGAGCCUUUUACCCUGGAGGAAGUUCUAUGUGCUGAUCGAGUGGGCCAGAUGACUAAGACAUAUAAUGAUAUAGAUGCUGUGACACGUCUCCUGGAGGAGAAAGAGCGGGAUUUGGAGUUGGCGGCUCGAAUUGGCCAGUCUCUGCUGAAAAAGAACAAAACCCUCAGUGAGAGGAACACCCUCCUGGAGGAGCAAGUGGAGCACAUACGAGAAGAGGUGUCUCAGCUACGUCACGAUCUGUCGAUGAAGGAUGAACUCCUGCAGUUCUACACAAGUGCAGCGGAGGAGAGUGAUGGAGAGUCUGCUUCUACCACACCUAUUCGCAGAACUGACUCCUCUUUUACGGUCCCGAAUUACCUUCCUCUAGAUUCACUACAGAAGAAACUCUUUGACCUGGAGGAAGAGAACAUCGUCCUGCGAUCAGAGGCAAAUCACUUGGAGACCGAGACCAUCUCGUAUGAAGAAAAGGAACAACAGCUUGUAAAUGACUGUGUUAAAGAACUCAGAGAUGCCAACAUACAGAUCUCUACGAUUGCGGAGGAGCUGGCUAGGAAAACAGAGGAUGCCUCUCGGCAGCAAGAGGAAAUCACACACCUCCUCUCUCAGAUCGUGGACCUGCAGAAAAAAGCUAAAUCUUAUGCACUAGAAAACGAAGAGCUCACCCAGCACUUGGGAGCUGCUAAAGAUGCCCAAAGAGCACUAACAGCAGAGCUAAGGGAGCUGGAGGAUAAGUAUGUUGAAUGUAUGGAGAUGCUUCAUGAAGCUCAGGAGGAACUGAAGAACUUCAGGAAUAAAACGCUGCCUCUAAGUACACCGCGACGAUUCCACUCUCUCGGCCUCUUCCCCAUGGACUCUUUAGCUGCAGAAAUUGAAGGAACCAUGAGAAAAGAGAUUCAUUUGUCUGAUCCAGACGUAGAGGAACAAAGGUUGUACCCUAAACGUGUCUUUGAGACAGUGCGUAACAUCAACCAGACUGUUCGGCAGCGUUCCAUGGGCCCAUCCCCCAUGAACAUCCCAGGGUCCAAUCAGACAUCCUGCAUGAAUUCUAGGCAUCCUAGUUGUCUGAGCACACCCCGUUCAAGCAUGUAUGGAGGGGACGGUGUUGAAAUGGACAACCGCACUAACAGUAUGCUAAUGGAAACCCUGUCACAUCAGGACAGCUCUGAUGACUCCAACAGAAAGCCUGGCAUGCCUGGCACACCCGGCUCUCGUGACCUGGAGGCAGCACUGCGUCGUCUUUCCCUUCGACGAGACAACUACAUUAGCGAGCAGCGUUUCUUUGAGGAGGAGAGAGAACGUAAACUCAACGCCCUGGCAGAAGAGAAGAGCGAAUUGUACGAGGAGAGACAUGGUGGGAGUGGCAGUGAAGACGGCGGCCCCCUCACUCCGGCAGAAAGCAUCAUGUCUCUGGGCACCCUGCACUCAGUUUACUCCAUCUACAGCACCCGAUCCUACCUGCCGGAGAAACUCCAGAUCGUCAAGCCACUGGAAGGUGACCGAGCCAAGUCCAGGCCUUUCAGCCUCUCGUUGUUUGAUGCUCUGUGGGCAUUAAUGCACCAAAGUGCUGAAGACCUGUCUACACAACACUCCUUCUAUUUCAGACACACACAACCUCGCUGCUGGUUUGAGAUUUAGACACGUCACACUAUAUACACACUACUGGUCAAAAGUCUGGAAUUUAGAAGAUGUUUUUUUUAUGUUUCUUAAAGUCUCUUAUGCUCACCAAGGCUAUGUUUUUAAGAAAUGCAAUUAAAAACAGUAGUACUAUGAAAUGUUAUUAAUUAAAAAUAACUAUUUUCUAUUUGGUUUUCAGCAGCCAUAUGCUAUUAUUAUCAAUGUUGAAAAUAUAUAUUUUUGCUGCUUAAUAUUUUUGUGGAAACCUUGAUGCACUGCCACUAAGUUAAAUAAAAUAAAAAGAAGAAAGAAAGAAAUACUAAUUUCUAAAAAUGCUUUAAAUUAAAAUAUUUAUAAAUACAUUUAUAAUGUUAUAAAAUAUUCUUAUUGUAAUAAAAAACACUUCUAAUUGAUAAUCAAAUUUCACAAUAUUACACACAUACCACAAAUGUUUUUUUUGUUUUUUUUAUGUUUAUUUGCUGCAUAUAACAGAUCAUAUAAAUGCAGUCUUGCUGAGCAUAAGAGACUUUUUAAAAACAUAAAAACGUUAUGCGUUAUUCACAUUUUUUGUGUGUGUGUGUGUGUGUAUGUGUAUAUAUACAUACAUACACACACACGCGCGCAAAUGUAACAGCAUUUGAAACUUAGGAUGUAAUGUGAGGAGCACAACUCUAUCCAUGAUGCACUUUAUAUUCUAUAUUUGUUUUUGUUUUUUUGGUGGUUGUUGUUUUUUUCAUAGAGGUACUAUUUAAAAAAUUGUGUUUUUCGAUUACAAAAUUUUAAAAAAAAUAGGGCUGCAACAGAUUGCCAUGUUCUUUAGUUUUAGAUAAGUGUUAACUGUAAACCACUCACAGCUUUAUGAAUCAUAAUCAUAUUUCUAGCGACCUCUGCUGGUUUUAGUUAAAAGCUAAACUAAGCAGUGUGACAGCCUACCCGUUAGUAAAGCAUUAACAAAUUAUCAAUGCUCUGAUUUCAUAAACAUAGAAGUACAUUUAAUAGAUUAGCUCCAGAGAAAGGGCUAUUGAGGAAUAGUUGGCUGAACAUUUUAAUUCUAUCAUUCGCUCACCUUUAUGACAUUCCAAACCUGUAUGACUUUCUUCUGCUGAACACAAAAGAUUUUAUUUUAAAGAAUGUUGGUAACAUAUUAAUUAUGCUUAUUAUUAUGCUUGAAAAAAAGAAAGAAAAAAAAGACAGAACCAUUUCUUUCAAAAUAUUUUCUUUUAGAAUUCCAAAGAAAACUGAUGCAGGUUUGGAACCAUAUGAUUUUUUUUUUUUUUUUUUUUUUUUUUUUUUCUGGGUGAACUGUACAUUGCAAUAUCUGGGUGCUCCUUUCUUUCUGUCAAAUUUAAGUUUGUGUGUUUGCAUCCUUCUUUUGUUUUCUUAACUUCAUUUUCCCACCUGUCUGAUUUUAGCUCUCGAAUAAACACAACAUUAAUUUC